AUACGUAGCAUCCGGUACUAAAAUGGCGAUUACCAUGUUCUAACUUGUAGCAAGCUGUCAGCCAGCCGGUCUAGUGAGAAAGUGCCUACGACUAAAUUCUGAGAAGUUAUUUUCAUAAGGUCACGUUAAAUUGUAUAACAUGGCGGCGCAUUUUGUUCCACCAGCGACUCAAGACAAUAAUGACGGAUGGGGACCUUUAGGUAUUCCCGACCGCUACAAAGAUAUGCCAUAUCAACCAUUCUCGAAGAUGUCGGAAUGGGCUGGUGGAAGCAGCAUCAAUUAUUCCUUUACAGACCGCAAGUAUGGUGGUGGAAAAUACUCUGGAGGGGCUGGUGGAAGCCAGUAUGCUUAUCUGCAUGAUGAGGAAGAGAACAGCUUUCAGCUUGUGGAUACUGCAAGGACUCCAAGACCAAUGUAUGCUAGAGGAAGAUUCCUUCGCAACCAACGGCUUGCAAGAGGCAGACAAAACUUUAGGAAUUCUCAGCCUGUGCCACUUAAAGGUGGCAAGAUGAAGGAUAACCGAAUGAGACAGACUAGGAACAAGUGGAAUAAUAGAGGACCUCGUCAAGGCCAAAUUCAGGUUAAAAACCGUGAAUCAUCAGUUAUUGUUCAGCCUUCAUGGAAAAUCAUUGAAGAGAUGGAUUUCCCCAGGCUCAACAAACUUUCUCUGCGUCUUAGCAAGGAAGCUUCUGAUUUACUUACUUGUGGUGAACUCGAGUUUUAUGAUAAGCAGUACGACCGCGUAACUGUGAAAAAUGAACGAAGACUGCAAAGAAUUGAUCGUAUUUUUCACAAGGUCACCACAACUGAUGACCCCAUUAUCCGCAAAUUGGCAAAAACUGAGGGUAAUGUCUACGCAACUGAUUCCAUCUUGGCUACUUUGAUGUGCAGUAUUCGCUCCAACUAUAGUUGGGACAUAAUCGUCCAGAAAGUUGGUGGCAAACUGUUUUUUGAUAAACGUGAUGAUUCGGAAUUUGAUCUGCUAACUGUAUCCGAAACAUCCAAUGAACCUCCUCAAGAAGAGGGCAUCAAUAGCCCACGUAAUUUGGCACUAGAAGCGACCUUUAUUAAUCAUAAUUUAUCCCAACAAGUCCUGAAGAUGGGAGAAGAAAAAUUCAAAUUGGAUGAGCCUAAUCCCUUCAUUUCGGAAGAUGAAGUAGGUGAAGUUGCCUCGGUGGCUUACCGUUACCGUAAAUGGGAUUUAGACGGGGGUGUUGUUCUGGUGGCACGUUGCGAACAUGACGCUGUCACCGUUGGAUCGGCUGGUGAUAACCAAUUUAUCAACAUCAAAGCUCUUAAUGAAUGGGACUCAAGGUUGUCUGGUGGAGUCGAAUGGCGCCAGAAACUGGACACUCAGCGAGGUGCUGUUCUGGCCAACGAGCUGAAGAAUAAUGCAUGCAAGCUAGCAAAAUGGACUGUGCAAGCUCUGCUCGCCAACUCUGAUUGGAUUAAAUUCGGAUAUGUUUCCCGUAUGCACUUACGAGAUACAUCGCGUCAUGUAAUCCUUGGAACACAGCAGUUCCGCCCGUCAGAUUUCGCAUCGCAAAUCAACCUUAACAUGGACAAUGCUUGGGGCAUUCUCCGUUGUAUUAUUGAUUUGUGUAUGAAGGAAGAGGAUGGCAAAUAUUUGUUGGUGAAGGAUCCUAACAAGCCCGUCAUCCGCCUUUACAAGGUGCCCGAUAACACGUUUGAGAGCGACGAUGAAGCAUUUUUCGAAGAAGGCGAAGAAGACGAGUAACGGCUGAUACAAACAAAAGAACAGCUCUUCCACCAAUUCCCCAAUCUACAACAGUACUACGUUUGUAAUGAUCGUUACAUGGAAUAAAGCACUUAUGAAGCUUCCAGUUUA
Molecule: messenger RNA, 1849 nt
Organism: Daphnia pulicaria
Lineage: Eukaryota; Metazoa; Arthropoda; Branchiopoda; Diplostraca; Daphniidae
Product: eukaryotic translation initiation factor 3 subunit D-like
Exons: 11
Coding region: 140-1738 (532 amino acids)
Biological process (GO): translational initiation
Cellular component (GO): cytoplasm; eukaryotic translation initiation factor 3 complex
Molecular function (GO): translation initiation factor activity
Source: RefSeq, a predicted model, not a curated record